Messenger RNA from Neogale vison (American mink), 1159 nucleotides. It is a transcript of the gene TPGS1, whose product is annotated as tubulin polyglutamylase complex subunit 1. Gene Ontology annotation, molecular function: microtubule binding. Gene Ontology annotation, biological process: protein polyglutamylation. The coding region runs from base 28 to 903 and encodes 291 amino acids. Lineage: Eukaryota; Metazoa; Chordata; Mammalia; Carnivora; Mustelidae. The record is from RefSeq and is a predicted model, not a curated record. The transcript has 2 exons.
CUUCCGGUCCCGCGGCCCUCACCGAAGAUGGCGGCGGUGGAGAAGCGGCGGCCGGCAGUGGCUCCGGUGGCCGGUUUCACCGACGGCGGCCGGCCGGCCGUGUCCCGCACAGCAGCAACGGCCGAGAGUGAGGAGGACUUCCUGCGGCAGAUCGGCGUGACGGAGAUGCUGCGCGCGGCCCUGCUGAAGGUGCUGGAGGCGCGGCCCGAGGAGCCGAUCGCCUUCCUGGCGCACUACUUCGAGAACAUGGGCCUGCGCUCGCCUGCGAACGGCGGCGCCGGGGAGCCCCCGGGCCAGCUCCUGCUGCAGCAGCAGCGCCUGGGCCGCGCGCUGUGGCACCUUCGCCUGGCUCACCAUUCCCAGAGGACAGCCUUCAACAACAACGUCAGCGUGGCCUACGCAUGCCUGAGCGCCAGCGGGCGCAAGAAGAAGCCGGGGCUGGACGGGCGCACCUACAGUGAGCUGCUCAAACGCAUCUGUCGGGACGGGGAGGCCCCCGAGGAGGUGGUGGCGCCCCUGCUGCACAAGAUCCAGUGCCGGGACCACGAGGCCGUGCCGCUGGACGUCUUCCGCGCUGGCAUGCUCACCUGCUUCGUGCUGCUGGAGUUCGUGGCGCGGGCCGGCGCCCUCUACCAGCUGCUGGAGGACCCCACCCUGGCUGUGGCUGACCGGCGCGUGGGCCAGGCCGUGCUGGACACCCUGGAGGGGGCCCUGCAGGCCAGCGACGCAGCCACCACACCCUCCCGCUACCUGGAGGCUGGCUCACGCCUGGGCCCCGACAGCCUGGCACUGGCCAUGGACCGCGCGCUGGGGGCUCGGCGGCCCGGCUCCCCGAUGACCCGGGAGGAGUUCCUGGAGAAGGCUGCUGCCCUCUUCAUUGCCAAGGUCAAGCCGGUGGCCUGAGCCACGCACACGUUACCUGCUCCACCUGCACAGCUGGGGGCUGUGCGAGGACCUGCUCCUGGGCGGAACCCCGGUCUGGGACCAGGACCGGAAGGUCCCUGCGUGCGGGGGCGCAGGGAGUCCUCCCACCCCCACCUUCCAGCCUGGACUCGUGCCCCUUCAGAGGGGAGGCCGAGGGUCCCAGGAAGUGGCACCCCCUCCCCUCAGUCCCACAAAGUCCCCUCUCAACAGUAAUAAAGUCUGUUCUCCAGGCUGA